This is a messenger RNA of Nannospalax galili (Upper Galilee mountains blind mole rat), 1044 nucleotides long. It is a transcript of the gene Stx10, whose product is annotated as syntaxin 10. The record is from RefSeq and is a predicted model, not a curated record. Gene Ontology annotation, biological process: Golgi vesicle transport. Gene Ontology annotation, cellular component: membrane. Lineage: Eukaryota; Metazoa; Chordata; Mammalia; Rodentia; Spalacidae.
AUGACGUCACGGAGACGCCUUGCCCAAGCCGAAAGCCUCAUCCGGGCUUUCCGCCGCACGGUGGUCAGGGACUCCUUAAAGCGGCAGAGUGAAAUUUCCACUUCUCGAGAGCCCCUGCAAUCGCCGCGCACUUCCCGCCACUACAACCCGCCGACUUCCCCAGCUAAAUUUGGAAGUGGUGACGGAGGGCCGCCCAGAGAGCCGUUUCCGGCGGCCCAUGUACACAAGGCGGUGAACACCGCUCGCGGGCUGCAUCAGCGCUGAUGCGAGCUCCUGCAAGAGGGCACGGCGGUGGGGUGCGAGGAGCUCGACUGAACCACUAAUGAACUGCGGAACGGCCUGAGCAGCAUCGAAUGGGACCUCGAGGACCUGGAAGAAACCAUCAACAUAGUGGAGGCUAACCCAGGCAAGUUUAAGAUCGCAGUCGGAGCAGUGCAGGAGAGAAAGGUGUUUGUGAAGUGGAUGCAGGAAGCCUUCCAGGAAAUGAAGGACCACCUGGUCAGCCCAGCAGCCCUGGCUUUCAUGGAGAGGAAUCACAGAGCAAUGCUGGCAGGCAAGCCUGCAGCCCAGAGGUCACACAGGGACUUGCUGGAUGCCAGUGUGGUUUCAUUCUCUUGUUACCUGGAGGAACAGCAAGUCACCCAGCAGCUGAUCAUAGACCAUCAGGAUCAACAGUUGGAAAUGGUGUCUGGGAGCACCCAUGUUCUAAAACACAUGUCAGGCUGUGUGGGGGAGGAGCUGGAUGAGCAAGGCAUCAUGCUGGAUACCUUUGCUCAUGAGCUAAAUCAGUCUCAGUUGGACAGGGUUCUCAGGAAGAUGGCCAAAGUCUCCCACAUGACGAGUGAGACCAUCCAGUAUUGUGCCAUUGUGGUGCUCCUGGGUGUAGUUUUCCUGGUUCUGAUUCUGCUCUUCUCUCUCUGACCUGGGCUGCCCCUGUGGGACGAUCACUGGUGCCUGCAGAGCUACUCUGCCCACUGGGAAGAGGGAACAAGGCUGGAGGGCUGGGCUCUUCCCAAAGCUCACUUCCAAAGCUGUUGAGCACCU